AUGUGCAAGCGACGACUUCAUCAGUUGCUUUAUAAUCUUUCCAAGGAACUGUAGAACUUUCUUUGCAAAAAAUUCAAAAAGAAGGAAAGAAGAACUUAGCUUCCUUAAUUUUGCCUUUCUCCUAAUCAUGACGCACGACGUGUUCCUGAAUUUCCGAGGAAAGGAGAUGCGCAAAACUUUUGUGAGCCAUCUUCUUAGCUCGUUCACGACCAAAAACAUCACAAGUUUCAUAGUCUCUGAUCCUUUCGAGGACCCGGAUCUGAAGGCUAUGGAACAGUCGCUAGUUGCGAUCCCCGUGAUAUCAAAGAACUACGUGAUUUCUAACUUGUGGAUGGAUGAUUUGAGAAAGAUAAUAGAGUGUGAGAAGAUAGGAACUUUGACGGCAAUUCCUAUAUUCUUCCAAGUUAGUCCUUUGGACAUCUUACACGCAACAGAAAAAUACGCGGACACGCAGGAUGAGACCUUGGAGAUGGUGAGGAAGUGGUUGUACGCUCAGGUGUCCCGUAAACCUAGCUUCCAUUCCAAUGACUGGGACGACGACUCCGAGCUGGUGGAUAAAAUUACGAGUUUCGUUUCUGAUAUCCUGGAAUCUUCCACAUCAAGCUAUCAAAGUACUGGUUUAAGUCCGGCUCCGAGUUUGAAGCUAGAAAGUGCGUUCAGGGUAAGCAAGUUUAUGCACUGGAGAUCUCUGUCGCUACCAAGCUCAGCUUUUACACCGAUCUCACUGUCUGCAUUCAGUCAAUUCCCCCUCCUAGACAUGAAGGGUCGCUUAGAAAAUCUGCGCGCUAUGAUAUUGCGCGUAGAGUCUAGAGCAAUUGGUAUUUGUGGAAUGGAAGGAGUUGGGAAGACAACUCUUGCUAGGCACCUUUACGAGGAGAUGGCACCACGAUUUCAGCACCAUAUAUAUAUAAAGAAUGUCAUUAACAGGUCCCAGUGCCCAUUCAGUUUACUAGAUAUGCUUGCUAGUGAAACUUUCAAGGAAAGUAGCUUCCGCGGGAGCUCUGAUAGUGCCAUCAGAGAAAUGAUUGGGCACCGGAAGGUUCUGCUUGUUGCUGAUGGUGUUGAUGACAUUAAGCAGCUUAAAGGUAUAACCAAAGACGCAAGUUGGUUUGGUCCAGGAAGUCGGGUCAUUGUAAUCACUCAAGAAAGGUCUUUGCUUACUGAAUGUGGAGUGAAACACAUCUACGAGGUUGAGUGUCCGAGAUACGAGGAAGCUCUUGCUUUCUUCUCAGAAUUUGCAUUCAAGCAGAGCAGCCCUCUCCCUGUUUUCGAAAGUCUCUCUUUUCGGGCUGUCCAUGUCGCUAAUCGUCUUCCUCUGGCCCUGAAAGUGUUGGGAUCGUAUUUACGCGAUAGGGAAAUAGAUGAAUGGGAAAGUACAUUGCGUAAACUCGAAGCAUCACGUGAUAACUAUGCUUCAGAGGUUAAGAGUUACAUCGGAGCAGAUGACUAUGCACCGAGACGUCCGAUCAAAGUGGAUCGACACAUUGGAGUGGAUGAAGCAAAUUGUUUCCCGUUAUAUUGCUUGGCUCUUGAAUGAUCAUUGGUCUUGUUCAUGAGUCUACUUCACUUGGAUUUGUUUGAAAAGUAAUGUUGUGCAUUUAGUGGUUGAAUAAGACGAACAAGGACAUCUGCUCGUCACUAAACUCUUUUGUGUAUUGGUUAUUUAUUAUGUGUGUGUGUGUUUUUUAUUUUCUCUUUUGUGUUUUUAUGAUGGAUGGAUUCAGCUAAGUCUCGUCAACACUCGUUGGAUUCAGAAGACGGAAGGCAUUAGAACU
This is a messenger RNA of Arabidopsis lyrata subsp. lyrata, 1775 nucleotides long. Its product is annotated as probable disease resistance protein RPP1. The transcript is spliced from 2 exons. The record is from RefSeq and is a predicted model, not a curated record. Gene Ontology annotation, biological process: defense response; signal transduction. NCBI's taxonomy places the organism in Eukaryota, Viridiplantae, Streptophyta, Magnoliopsida, Brassicales, Brassicaceae. The coding region runs from base 128 to 1537 and encodes 469 amino acids. Gene Ontology annotation, molecular function: ADP binding.